GCCACCAACAAACACGUUACCUUUGGCUGAGAAUCUAAACGCUUUCUUUCUACAGAGCUCUCUUGAAAUUCACUAUGGCUGCAACUGCAACUCUACUUGCACAGUUUGCUCUCCUUCAAUCUCUCCCUCUCAAGAAGCUUCACAGUCCUCGUCUACCUUCCCCCUCUACUGUCUCUCUGCCCUCAAAAUUGAGCUUUGUUGCCAAGAGGGAAAAUGGGUUCGCUGCAAAAUGUUCAAUGGCUGUCACUGAAUCGAUUUCGUUGCCUGCGGCUUCCAGUAGUAGGGAGACGAAGAAUCCCAUAGUUGUCAUUGACAAUUAUGAUAGUUUUACCUAUAAUCUUUGCCAGUACAUGGGGGAGUUGGGAUGCCACUUUGAGGUUUACCGGAAUGACGAGUUAACUGUGGAAGAGCUAAAAAGGAAAAAUCCAAGAGGGUUGCUUAUAUCCCCAGGACCAGGCACACCACAAGAUUCUGGCAUAUCAUUACAAGCUGUUUUAGAGCUUGGACCUCUGGUGCCUUUAUUUGGCGUGUGUAUGGGACUGCAGUGUAUUGGAGAGGCUUUUGGAGGAAAGAUUGUGCGUUCCCCUUAUGGUGUCAUGCAUGGGAAGAGUUCUCUUGUGUAUUUCGACGAGAAAGGGGAAGACGGCAUGUUUUCUGGGUUAAAAAACCCUUUUACUGCUGGGAGGUAUCAUAGCCUCGUGAUUGAAAAGGAUAGUUUCCCUAGUGAACAACUUGAGAUUACAGCAUGGACAGAGGAUGGGCUAAUAAUGGCUGCUCGUCACAAAAAAUAUAAGUAUCUACAGGGGGUACAGUUCCAUCCAGAAAGCAUUAAAACUUCAGAAGGCAAGAUUAUCGUUCGCAACUUCAUCAAACAGAUAGAGAGAAAAGAGGCCGAAUCUCAGAACUAGUGAACGUGAGAAAAAGUUUAUUCUUAAGCUUGUCUCGGUCAUCUGGUAUGACCAGUUUAAUAAUAGGAGUUCCUGAAUUUUUUAAUUCCA
Molecule: messenger RNA, 998 nt
Organism: Manihot esculenta (cassava)
Lineage: Eukaryota; Viridiplantae; Streptophyta; Magnoliopsida; Malpighiales; Euphorbiaceae
Product: anthranilate synthase beta subunit 1, chloroplastic
Exons: 8
Coding region: 75-908 (277 amino acids)
Biological process (GO): L-tryptophan biosynthetic process
Cellular component (GO): cytosol
Source: RefSeq, a predicted model, not a curated record